This is a messenger RNA of Mycena indigotica, 885 nucleotides long. RefSeq lists its product as uncharacterized. The transcript has a single exon. The record is from RefSeq and is a predicted model, not a curated record. Lineage: Eukaryota; Fungi; Basidiomycota; Agaricomycetes; Agaricales; Mycenaceae. The coding region runs from base 1 to 885 and encodes 294 amino acids.
AUGGCUGACGACGACCACGCAUUACUUGCUGCAUAUCAAGCCUCUGUUUUAGAGGCCCCGAACAAGCAGCCAGAUGACGCCAUGCUUGCCACCCUUGGAAUUAAGGUCCGCGACUACGGGAUCAACAAUCCACUCCCGGCUUUGAAAUCAAUUCCAUCAGCUCCAAAGCCGCACUCGAGAGCGUUGAAGAGGGAGAAUGGUGGUCGUCUAUACGGAGUAGCGAGGACGAUGCCCUUUGAUGACCCACGACCCACAAAGAAGCCAAGGCUAGAUGACGACGAUGAAGCAGCCUUGCGAGCCUCUUGCGACGAGUUUUUCAGUGCAUCACAGGACUCGCAAUCCCAAGACUACACACUCUCCCAAUCCCAACCAGGAUCAUACUCGCAAGAUUCGGCUGUCUUCUCACAGACUUCAGGAUUUAGGACCCCCACCAUCUCGCCCAAUGGCUCAUACUGUUGGCCUGAUGGUGAACCACCUCCAGGAGUGACCGAAGGGUCCCAAUCUCAAGCUGUCCAAUCACAACCAUCUCCCCCCUGCAGCCCUACGCCGCGGCGAGCUUCUUUCGUGACAUCGCCACAGAGUAGAGGCUCUCCUAGUCCAAUGCCAUUGACCCCUCCUCCAGUACCGCGAAACUUUUCGCUGUCGUCGCUGUCCUCACUUUCUUCUCUUACGCCAUCACCAUCGCCCUCCCCACCCCCCGAGGCCAUGAUGAUGCGGACAUUUCCAUCUUCAGAAGCUUCUUCAUCAAGCGGCAGCUCCCCUGCCCAGACCCCGCGCUAUCUACUACGCACGCGGAGAGAACCCGCGCAUAAAGCGCCUGCCCGUCGCUCCAAACCUCGACGACCACAUCGCCAAGAGAGCUUCACCCUCGAAAUACGAUCGUGA